AUGGAACCCAUGUCGCUAUCUCCAAAUGGGAGCAUCGAGGAAAUGGAGGACGGUCACAUAGCCUACCUAGAGUGGGAGCUGGCACCCAAGGGCCUGCGGCGCAAGAGAGAGUUUAUCCCAAAUGAGAAGAAGGACGCCACCUACUGGGAGAAGCGUCGCAAGAACAACGAGGCGGCCAAGCGGUCGCGGGAGAAGAGGAGGGUGAACGAUUAUGUGCUGGAGAGCCGCCUGGUGGCCAUGAGUGAAGAGAACGCCCGGUUGAACACAGAACUGCUGGCCCUCAAACUCCACUUUGGCCUGGUGAGCCCUGCGGCCUACGCUGCCCACCAGAACAGCCUGCUACGGCUCCGCCAUGCGAACACCUACAGCCCCCAGUCCCCGCCACCCAGCAGCUCAACCCAGUCCCUGGACAGAGAUGUCUACUGGGGCAGCAGGCCCAGCUACAGAGACCCCUCCACCCUGCCCACUUACCACCACCGACCCUCCGUCCUGACUGGGCAACCUUCCCCUGCCCUAAUCCAUCCACAAGCUCUACCAACCAGAAGGGGAUAUCCAUACAUCUUAGACAUGCCCAGUGUCCUCCACCCUGCAAACUCAUCCUCCCUUCUCCUGCCCCCGCUUCUCCCCCCUGCCCUAUCGUCCUGGCCGGGAGUUCCCCUGCUGAGGCCCACCCCUAAGAGAAGGUGUUCAGAUGAGGAGGGGGAACAGCAGGUCCCAGCAGCCUCCUCCAGUGCUGCAAUACCGCACAAGCUGAGGCUGAAGACCCCCAGAGCUUCUACUGUCCUUAGGGAUGUCAGAGAUAGGGCCUCCCCCCCACUCCCGCUUUAUGUAUCUGACUGA
Messenger RNA from Salvelinus namaycush (lake trout), 840 nucleotides. It is a transcript of the gene nfil3-4, whose product is annotated as nuclear factor, interleukin 3 regulated, member 4. The record is from RefSeq and is a predicted model, not a curated record. The transcript has a single exon. Gene Ontology annotation, biological process: regulation of DNA-templated transcription; circadian rhythm. Bases 1 to 840 code for a protein of 279 amino acids. NCBI's taxonomy places the organism in Eukaryota, Metazoa, Chordata, Actinopteri, Salmoniformes, Salmonidae. Gene Ontology annotation, cellular component: nucleus. Gene Ontology annotation, molecular function: DNA-binding transcription factor activity; DNA binding.